Molecule: messenger RNA, 645 nt
Organism: Phytophthora sojae
Lineage: Eukaryota; Oomycota; Peronosporomycetes; Peronosporales; Peronosporaceae
Exons: 1
Coding region: 1-645 (214 amino acids)
Source: RefSeq, a predicted model, not a curated record
AUGAGUCCGCUGUCGUCCGAGAUUCUGCUGCUGCGCGAGCUUGAGCUGGCGCCCGUCAUGAUGUACCCGCAGCAGGUGUCGCGCGCCACGGAGAUCCGCCUGUUCCUGUCGCGCAUCGAGUUCAUCGCCAUCCACGAGGCCAUCGAGCGCGAGGAGGGCGUCGUGUACUUCGUGCUGGACGUGUACCGCUACCGCCAGCAAAAGGGGCUGCCCUCCACGCGCAGCAGCCGCAGUCGCAAGCUGUCGGCGGGGCAGCCCGCGCAGCACAAGCGGCUGGCGGACCGCGAGCCGCAGAACCGCGGGCCGGACUACCAGAUCGAGCAGCGCUACUCGAGCUUCGCGCGGCUGCGCUCGAACGUGGCGCACAUCGCGCGCAAGCACCACCCCAAGUGCCAGGCGUGCGCGUACUGCUCCGGCCUGCUGGACUUCCUGCACGUGGCGCCGUGCAAACCUAGUCUCAAGGUCAAGUUCACGACCACCACCGAGGAGCGCAAGCACAUCCUCAGCACGUUCAUCAACGAGCUCGUGCGCGUGGCGCGCGAGGACUACACGACCUGCCCGAGGUCGCUGCGUGGCUACCACAUCAUCCCGGCGCUCGUCAAGCGCUUCCUGUCCGAGCAGACCGGCGAGUCGUUCUUCUCCUGA